Paramecium pentaurelia is the source of this 1157-nucleotide messenger RNA. Lineage: Eukaryota; Ciliophora; Oligohymenophorea; Peniculida; Parameciidae. The record is from the annotation of a GenBank genome assembly.
AUGACAGAUACAAAAUUCAAAAUUUAUCCCUAAGAUUUUGAUAAGUCUAAAUUGAUUAAAGAGAAAAAAGAUAUAAUUUAAAGAUUUGAAUUAUUAUGGAUUAAGGAAUCAGAAGAACCUCUUAAAUAUAAGAAAGGAAUUAAAAUUAAGAAUUAUAUUGAUUAAGGCAAAUAUGAAGGUGAAUUAAUUAAUGAUAAAAGAUGUGGCAAAGGCAUAUAUCAUUAUAGUAAUGGUGAUACUUAUGUGGGAGAAUGGAAGGAAGAUAGGUAAAACAGAAAGCACAAUGUAGGUUUCAUGGAAAAGGAGUAUAUUUAUUCGUAAAUGGAGAGAGAUAUGAGGGAGAUCUGAGAGACAGCAUUAAAUUUGGUAGAGGAAUAUAUUUCUAUGAAAAUGGUAAUAUAUAUGAAGGAGAGUGGGCAAAUGAUAAAAAAAAUGGUAAGGGAAUUUACACAUACUUUCUAAACAAUGAGAAGUAUGAAGGAUAAUGGUUGAAUGGAGAAAAACAUGGCAAAGGAUUGUACAUAUACACUAGUGGUGAUUCAUAUUUUGGAGAUUGGAGAGAUGGAGUAAAAUCAGGAAAGGGUAUAUUUGAAUAUUUAAAUGGGUCAAGAUUUGAAGGGGAAUUCUUUGAUGAUAAAGCAAAUGGUUUUGGAAUAAUGUAAUAUUAAAAUGGUGAUAAGUAUGAAGGAUAAUGGUUGGAAGGAUUAAAAUAAGGUUAAGGAAUCUAUUGGUAUUCUGACGGAGCUAAGUAUCAAGGAGAAUGGAGAAAUGAUAAUCAAUUUGGAAAUGGAAUCUUUUAUUAUAAUAAUGGGGAUCGAUAUGAAGGAUCUUUUAUAGAUGGAGAACGCUCUGGUAAAGGAGUUUAUAUUUAUUAUAAUGGAGAUAAAUAUGAAGGGGAUUAUAAAAAUGAUUUGAGAAGUGGUAUAGGAAGGUUGCAGAUGGUCAAUAAUGAUUUUUAUUUUGGAGAGUGGGCAAAUGGAAAAUGGAAUGGGAAAGGAAAAUAUGAAUAUGCAAAUGGUGAUUAUUUUGAAGGUUUCUUCUAGGAUGGAAAAAGAUCAGGAAAAGGUGUUUAUUGUUGGAGGAAUGGGGAUAAAUAAAUAGGAUAUUGGAAAAAUGAUAUAAUGUAAGGAAAUGGAGAAUUUAUAUCAUAAAAUUGA